AUGUCCUCCGCCGCCCCUCAGAGACUGCCCUUCUGGGCGCUUCUGUUGGAUCAGAGCGCGGCCGAGAGUCAAGCCCGUCUCAUCCAGGCCGGCACCUACAGUCUCAGAGAGCGCGAGAAGCCAUGGGUCGCCCGGCAACCCGCCUUGUACGAACGUGGAUACUCGCUCAGGCCGCGUUAUGUCCCCGGAUGGACGCCGUCCUGGGAAGGUACGAACCGCCAUGCAUUGUACUGCGAGGACUCAAUAUCACCUCUCGAUGGUCAGACUAGUAACGUCAUGGACGCUACCCGACGCAAAGACGGCAAGCUCGUGGUCAUCAAGACAACCCGCCUUCAGUGGGAGCUUGAUAUCGCUCGAUAUGUCACCUCAUUACAAGAUCCGCAGAACCAUUGUGUCCCCGUGAUAGACGUAUUUCGGGACUCUUUGGUUCCUGGCACCGUCUUGAUGGUGAUGCCCUAUCUUCGGCCCUUCAACAACCCGCCUAUGGAGAAGUUGGGGGAGCUCUUCGCCUUCAUUGACCAAACAUUAGAGGGUCUAUCCUUUCUCCACAGACACCGUAUAGCGCACCGCGACAUAUGCCCCUUGAAUGUGAUGAUGGACGCCCAUCCGCUCUAUCCUGGUGGCCACCAUCCCGUCCGACUGGGGUCUUCCCCCGACGCCCUGUAUGAAGUGAAGGCCCUCUCGCGCACAACUCAUCCCGUACAGUACUACUACAUCGACUUCGACUGCGCAAGCUUCUUCAAGGAGGAAGAAUCCCCUAUGGUACUUGGCGACGUUGGCCAAUACAACAAAGUUCCCGAACUUUCCGAGACAGUGCCAUACAACGCGUUCAAAGUCGACAUCUUCUCUCUGGGUAAUCUGUACUUCGAAGAGUUCACGGAGGUCUAUCAACAUCUGGGGUUUCUCGAUCCAAUAGUCAGCAACAUGCGACAGCAGGACCCAACGGCACGCCCUCAAAUUGACGACGUCAUCGACCAGUGGAAGACGCUUCGUGCCGCAGGUGAAACCAAAUCGUCGCGGAACUUGAUUCGCAAGAACGAAACUUCCGUGUCAAGGAUAGUGGACGGUAUGAGCAACGCCGUCAUGACAGGUCUGUUGCACGUCGUGGACCGCUUUGUAUAUUCGUAA
Messenger RNA from Epithele typhae, 1128 nucleotides. Its product is annotated as kinase-like protein. Gene Ontology annotation, molecular function: ATP binding; protein serine/threonine kinase activity. Bases 1 to 1128 code for a protein of 375 amino acids. The record is from RefSeq and is a predicted model, not a curated record. The transcript is spliced from 5 exons. Gene Ontology annotation, biological process: intracellular signal transduction; protein phosphorylation. NCBI's taxonomy places the organism in Eukaryota, Fungi, Basidiomycota, Agaricomycetes, Polyporales, Epitheliaceae. Gene Ontology annotation, cellular component: cytoplasm.